AUUUAUGUAGUACAUACUUUUAAAUCAUUUAUGAUUUGUUAGUAAGAUUAUGCAAAGAAAUGAAGUUACGUGGUUUCACGUGUGUUAAAAGAUAGCGUAUACUUAAUACAGUAAAAUUCAUCGUAAUGAUGUAACGUCAAAAUGCAAUAUUUCGAAGCUAAGAGCAGAUUCGAUAAAUACCCACGAUAGCACAAGCAUCGUUUUUUAAUAUCGAUAGAUAACAUUUGCAUAGUAUACAACGAUCGUUGAUUUCUCUACAGUAUUCUAUGAUGCAACGAAAAGUAAUUUGUUAAAGAGCGGAUUAAAAUAGACAGUGAAUGAUUUCUAAUCAUCAGUAUGUGCGAAGACGUCCAUAUCAAAGAGCAAUGGCAACUUUUACAAAGUCUUCGAAAUACCGUAGAAGGUUUAUUAGUCGAUGGUGUUUCAAAUGUAUGGAACGUUUAUGGUGGUUUAAAUCGCCUUCAUAACGUAAUGGAACGGAUAUUCAAACAUGGGUGUCGAAUAUUUAAUCAAAAUGGAGAACCAGAUUGUUGGAUCUUUAUUCAAGGAUUAAAUUGGCUACAACCUUUAGCACUGUCACCUGUUGAUUCUGAAACUGAAGAUUAUCAUUCAAAUGUACCAACUAGAAUAACAUCACAAAAAGAUAUGUUAUGGUUGUAUGAAAGUUUGGAAAAUCAUUCUUUGUCACAUAAGCUUUCAUGGCUUUUGUCUGAUAAGGAACAUUUACUUUAUUGUUUUGAACCAUGGGCAUUUUUGUGUCAAGAGAACUUAGCUGAAACCACAUUAUUAUGUCUAAGAGCAGUUGAGAAAAAUCAACCUGUACUACUCACAGAAAUUGAUCCAUCUUUAUUUCUACCAUGUUGGAUGUCUUCAAAAUCAAGUCCAAAAAAACAUCAUCGGUCGUCUUCAUAUCCAAUUAAUUUUCCAACCACAAAUUUUAGUGUGGUACAAGAUAAGGCUAUACAUAUAGAAAAAUGUCAAUUAGAAUCUCUAAAAAUAUCAUCAGAUAAAGUUGUUAAACAUCAUGAUAUUAGGUCUGAAGAAAAACAUCAACAUCAAACUUACAAUUCUAAAGAAAUUAGUGAUAUACCUUUGAAAACUUGGAACAGUCUGUCAGCAUUGACUAAAAGCUGUAUAGCUUCAGAGGAAAAUGCUUCUGCAUCUUCAUCAUGUGUUACAGAUAUUAAUUCAUUCAAAAAUAAUAAUUCCCAAACCUCCCCUGUACCAUUAUCAGAAAUAAUUAAUGUAAAUUAUGCUAAAUUAAAACAUUCAACAUCUACAGAAAUGGAUAAUAAAUUGCUUGCAAAAUCAAGAACAUCAGUAAGGAAAAUGAAAAGUAAAGUUAAAAUUAAACAAAAUCAAAUUAAUAAGAAAUCUAGUGAAGAUUCUGAUGUAUUCUGUUACGAAGAUAUAUCAAUAAAUGACACUGAUACGAGUACAUGUAAUGCAAAUUCCAUGGAGAUUAAUGCUUCUGAAAAGCCAAGGAGGAAGACUUCAUUCUUGGCAGGAUCAGCACCUGAAUUCACUGGUCCAUGGAGUUUAGAGGGUCAGAAAGACAUAAGAACACCAAAGAAAAGUUUUAUGGAGGAUGGAGGAAGUAGCGUUCAACCUAUGGCAAUAGGAUAUUUUCCGCGUCCAACAGAAGGUCAAAGUUUAACUAGUUUUCUAGCUUCUGCACAAUUUUCUAGAGCUAAUGCUGAAUUGGAUAGGGAAAACGCACACUUCAGUGUUUCUGAAGCUAUGAUAGCUGCCAUUGAGCAAGUUAAAUGUAACAGACAAUGGCGCCUUAUGGAAGAUACUGCCGAGGAAAGUGAUGAAGAAAUAAAUAGUCUAAAACAGAGGAUACGAUUGAGAUUGAGUGAUGGAAAAACAGAUACAACAACCACAGAUCAAAGUGUUAGUCCAUUAUCAACUUCAUCGGAUACUUCGUCUGAAAAUAUUUUUACAGAUAUAGAGGAUCUAGAAGUGGAUGACGAGCGAAACGCAUUAAAACUCAAGAACGCCGGAAUUUCUAUAUCUAUGGCAUCUUUAUAUUCAGGUGCACAUUUGUAUCAAUCAUCUCCUGGACAUGGAACGGAAUCAACACGGACGGAAAGUAGUAUGUCCGCAGAAGGUGUAGCUUUGUCACUUCUUAGUAGGUUUAGCGAAAAACAAUUACCGAGAGCGAGUGAAUUGCAAUGGCUCGUUUCUGAAAAAGAUGCACCACAAAGAUUGUUACCAUUACCAAAAAGUUGGCCAAUUAAUCCAGAUGAUGUAAAAAAUUCACAAUCAAUUCCGUUGCGUGGGACCAUGGAAUGGGCUCCACCAAGGCCUCAAAUUAUUUUCACAUCACAUCCUCCACCAGUGCGGCGAACUCUUAUAGCUAAGCAGAAUUAUAGGUGUGCGGGAUGUGGAAUGAAAGUUGCAGUAAAAUAUGCAAAUAAAUUUCGUUAUUGUGAGUAUAUAGGUAGAUAUUUCUGUACUGGAUGCCAUACUAAUCAAGUGUCAUUGAUACCUGGGAAAAUUUUAUCUAAAUGGGAUUUUAACAGAUAUUCUGUAUCAAACUUUUCAUACAGAUUAUUGGAUCAGAUGAUGUCAGAUCCAUUAUUUCAAAUAAAUGACUUAAAUUCAUCAUUGUAUAGACGCAUAAAACAAUUAGACAGGACAAGACUAUUACGUACACAAUUAUUUUUCUUUAAAGAUUUUUUAUUUACAUGUCGAUUUGCGACAAGUGUUCAAGAAACAUUGAAAAAGGAACAAAAUUAUAUAAUAAGUGAACCUCAUGUGUAUUCCAUUCAAGAUUUAAUACUUGUCAAGUAUGGUAUUCUGCCAAUGAGAUUACAGGAAUUAGUUCAAGUGUGCAAUAUGCAUAUUAUAGGCUGUGAGUUAUGCCAAGCUAGAGGAUUUGCAUGUGAGCUAUGUCAUUUCAAAGAUGUCAUAUUUCCAUGGGAAUUCUCAAAAGUUAGUAGGUGUGAAGUGUGUGGUGCUUGUUUUCAUAACAAAUGUAAGCAAAAGUUUAAUAAAGCGGAUUGUCCACGUUGUAUUCGCUUACAUGAUAGACGAAUAUCUAGAGAAGAACAAUUUUGA
Molecule: messenger RNA, 3066 nt
Organism: Habropoda laboriosa
Lineage: Eukaryota; Metazoa; Arthropoda; Insecta; Hymenoptera; Apidae
Gene: Rubicon
Product: run domain Beclin-1-interacting and cysteine-rich domain-containing protein
Exons: 8
Coding region: 337-3066 (909 amino acids)
Cellular component (GO): intracellular membrane-bounded organelle
Molecular function (GO): phosphatidylinositol phosphate binding
Source: RefSeq, a predicted model, not a curated record